Acinonyx jubatus (cheetah) is the source of this 4567-nucleotide messenger RNA. It is a transcript of the gene SLC67A2, whose product is annotated as major facilitator superfamily domain containing 9. Lineage: Eukaryota; Metazoa; Chordata; Mammalia; Carnivora; Felidae. Gene Ontology annotation, molecular function: transmembrane transporter activity. The record is from RefSeq and is a predicted model, not a curated record. The transcript is spliced from 7 exons. Gene Ontology annotation, biological process: transmembrane transport. Bases 289 to 1533 code for a protein of 414 amino acids.
GGACUCGGCCGGGGGGCUGGCCUCGGCUACCCGGAAGCCAAGGCAGGAGCCGGGUGCCGGGGCUGAGGCGCGGGCCCCUGGCGCCGGUGCCGUCAGAGCCCGCCGCUUCCUGCUCUGCCUUUACCUGGUGGGCUUCUUGUUCUCAUCUGGGCUUCCGGGUUUCAACCUGUUUAAGAAGGAAGACCAAGAAGGCCCUCUGGACCCUUUUCGGUUACCAUUCUAAGAUGGUGCUAACAUCUGUGAUUUCAGUCCCUCUCCUCCAGAUACACGGAUUUGUUUGGUGUAAGCAUGGUCGUGCCUUUAUUGAGCCUUCAUGUCAAGUCUCUUGGAGCAAGUCCAACAGUUGCUGGAAUAGUAGGCUCCUCCUAUGGCAUUUUGCAGCUCUUUUCUAGCACAUUGGUGGGCUGCUGGAGUGAUGUGGUUGGAAGACGGUCUUCCUUGCUGGUGUGCAUUCUGUUCAGUGCCCUGGGUUAUCUGAUUCUUGGAGCAUCCACCAAUGUGUUCCUGUUUGUCCUUGCUAGAGUCCCUGUGGGUAUUUUUAAACACACACUCUCCAUUUCAAGAGCUCUGCUCUCUGAUCUGGUUGCAGAGAAGGAACGACCCCUAGUAAUUGGACAGUUCAAUGCAGCCUCUGGUGUGGGCUUCAUCUUGGGCCCCAUGGUUGGUGGAUAUCUUACUGAGUUAGAUGGUGGAUUUUAUCUAACAGCCUUCAUCUGUUUUUCUGUCUUCAUUCUCAAUGCUGGCCUGGUUUGGCUGUUUCCAUGGCGGGACGCCGAGCUCACCAGUACAGAAAAAGGCCUGCCAGUGGGUAAGAACCCCGCACUUUGGGGGAAGACAGACUGCGAAGUACAGGAAGCGGCCGCCCCCUGCCAGAGCAGGACCAGUGGGAAGCCUGCCAGGCCGCCCUGGGUGGAGGUCGCUUCCACCCUGCGGGACAUGAAGAGCCUGAUAUUUUCCGAAAUGUGGGACAUCUUUAUGGUGCGCUUGCUGAUGGCCGUGGCGGCCAUGCUCUACUACAGUAACUUCGUGGUGGGCCUGCAGGAGCGCUUCGGGGUGCGGCCGCGGGCGGCCGGCUACCUCAUCAGCUACAGCAGCGCCCUGGGCGCCCUGGCCGGCCUGGCGCUGGGGCCCAUCCUGCGGCUCUACCGGCACGACGGCCACGCGGUCCUGCUGCACUCGAGCGCGCUCACCAGCGUGCUGCUGCUGCUGCAUGCCGCCACCCACACGGUGGCCGUGGCCGUGCUCUGCGCCUCGCUGCUGGCCGUCUCCACCGCCGUGGGCAGGACCUGCAUCACCGACCUGCAGCUGGCUGCGGGAGGGGCGCAGGCCAGCGGCACCGUCAUCGGUGUGGGGCAGUCGGUCACGGCCGUGGGCCGGAUCGUCGCCCCCCUCCUUUCGGGGGUCGCGCAGGAGGUCAGCCCCUGCGGGCCCCCCAGCCUGGGGGCUGUCCUGGCCCUCGUGGCGAUUUUCAUAAUGUCAGUGAACAGACCCCGCUAUGGGCUUGGGGGCAGAGACAAAUUAAAAAGCGAGUAGAAUGGAAGUGGACGGGCAAGAACCCAACUCCGAGGCUGUGAAGGAGGGAUGGUUCCCCAGCGGGUGUCCCGCGUCGAUAGACGUCCAGGUCCAUCCUGCUGGAUGAUCAGAAGUCAUCUUUGUCAAAGGGGAAGGUAUUAAAUGUUCUGUAAAAGUCUCCUCUUCGCACCCAACCAGCGGGGUUAAAAUUUUCCAGGGAAAGCACCACCAGCUUUGGGAGAGGGGGAUGGUGGUAGGUUAACAGAAGGUGAUAUGCUCCCCUGCUAAGUAAAAAUUAGGGUAUCACGUUAAUAAAGUGAUCCACUGGGACACAGGUGUCAUUUCAAAAUGCGUAAACUAAGAGGGGGCCUUUCUGCUAUGAGAAUCCUAGAGAUGGAAGAAGCUGCUUUACUGAAACUCGCCUGUCACUUUCUCAAGUCAUAACGAGGUUAUGAGUUCUAGUUCCCCCUGGGAAACCGGGAAAAUCAGAUAGCUGGCCCCAGAGACUGAUUCGGGGGGCCUCAGGAAGGCCCAGAAACCUGUAUUUUAUCAGCACCACUUGCACUUUCUCAUGGAGGCAGAAAAAGGAUCAUUCAGAGACCAUACUGGUUUUGAGUCAAGUCAAAAGCCAGAAACUUGGUUGUGUUUAUGAAUAGCUAACCCAGUUCGAACUAUUAAAAUUAAAUGAUCACAGUGUGUGACAUUUCCCCGAGCUCUUGGCAGUCAUGCUCCAUAAUAGGAGAAACAGGUUCCUGGGCCCCGUCCCCUGUGUCCACUGCCUCUGAAGCCCCAUGCUCUGCACAGAGCUGGUUGUUGUUAGUCUGGGCAGUUCUCCCUAGAUUAUUGGGCAUGAACUGCUCCCAGAAGCCAGUGGUCCAGCAGGUGCAUCAGUUGGAUGCACCAACCAUCAGUUGGAUGGUGGUAGAGCGCAGUGGAGAAGCCAAAGCACAGGAAUGCCUUUAAGAUGACAUCUCAUGCAGUGUAAGAGUCAGGUGUCAUGCCUCAUCAGAGGGAUCUUAGUUCUACAGCAUCCUAUGUUAAAAGUCAUUUCCUUUAUCUCUUUUUAGUAUCACAACUGGGAACAAAAGAGCUGUGCUGAUCUACAGGGAAAUGUUUUGGUGUGCCUUUUCCUAGGCCCAAACUGCCAUUCCAAAAGUAGGUCCCCAGGGUCCAGCCAAGAGGCCGAGAGGUUGGCACAAACUCACAAGAGCAUCUGUGAGGCUCUUGCUAUUUGGAUGAUGUCAGCCAUUAAUAAAAAUUACUUUGGAGCCCCUUCUAUUUUCCUCACCCAAACUACCACAGUUCAUAUUCCCUUCAUUCUUUUUAAGUGGUCCACUAGGAACUUAUUCCUGUUCUCAGCCUAACACAUGUAUAAUUGUAAAUGAUACUUUAAUACACUAACCAGUUGUAACGUUAAUACUAGUAUGUAAAGCAGAAAAAAAAAAUGUUUCUCUAUUUUUAGAAGUUGUGUGUGGGGUAAACUCAUACCUUUAUGAGAAAGAAUUAAUUGGAUGUUUGAAGAUUGUCCUUUCUCCUAUCUGGCUGCAAAGAAAAUAUUAACUUUUUAUUAAGUGUUAUAAUUGUGAACUUUUAUACAAGCGCUAAGUGCUUUUGGUGAAACCAAAAUAUGAUGUAAAAUGGUGUUGGCCCUUAAGGAGCACACCAAAUCAUCAUAGAAGUUAGACUCAAAAGACAAGAAGUAAUCAUGGGUUUAUGCAAUGAAGUAGAAUUUCUCCGAAGAUUAUCCUUUCUGUGCACUCAGAAAUAGACAAGUUUCUUAGGCACUCUUUAAUAUAGUCAUUAUUAAAUGUUUGAAAUCAUAGGACUUUAAUUUUGAAGUUAAAUAAAGCCUACAAAUUUAUUAAGGCUUUACAAUUAACCAGAUCUCUGGAAAUCCCGAAAACCAGGGUUGAUCUUAGUACAGAAGAGUAGAGAAACAUUUUCGUUAUUCUCCACACUUAUGUUUUUUUUGAGAAAUAUUAUGCAGGCAUACUUUGUCUUAUUGCACUUCAUUUUAUUGUGCAUCACAGAUACUGUGUUUUUUACAAACCGAAAGCUUGUGGCAACCCUGCAUCAAGCAAGUCUGUUUGCGCCAUUUUUUCCAAUAGCAUUUGCUUGCUUUGUGUCUCUGUGUCAUGUUUUGGUCAUUCUCACAAUAUUUCCAGUUUUUUCACUGUAUUUGGUCUGGUGAUAUGUGAUCAGUGAUCUUAGGUUUUCCUCUCAUAACUGUUUUGGGGUGCCAUGAACUACACCCAUAUAAGAUGGUGAAUUUAAUCAAUACUUGUUACGUGUUCCAACUGCUUUACCAAUUGGCUGGUCACCUGUCUCUCGCCCUCUCCUCGGGCCUCCCUAUUUCUUGAGACCCAACAGUACUGAAAUCGGUCCAGUUAACAACCCUACCGUGGCCCGUAAGUGUUCAAGGCAAAGGAAGAAUCAAUCGAUGUGGCAAACUUCCUUGCUGUCUUACAUUAAGAAAUUGCCACAGCCACCCCAGCCUUCAGCAACCACCACCCUGAUCAACAUUGAGAAAAGAUCCUCCAACCAGCAAAAAGAUUACCACUCACGGAAAGCUCAGAGGGUGGUUGGCAUUUUUUAGCAAGAAAGUAUUCUUUACUAAGGUAUGGACAUUGUUUUUUUAGACAUAAUGCUACUGUAAAGUUAAUAGACUACACUAUAGUAUAAACAUAAGUUUUAUACAUAAGAAACCAAAAAAUGCAUUUUACUCGAUUUAUUGCAAUAUCCACUGUAUUGCGAUGGUCUGGGCCAAACCCACAGUACCACUGAUAUAUGCCUGGAGUUCCUCUUACGUGGUCCAAUGUAUUGCUCUUCAAAAGUAUGUUCCAGGAACCAGCAACGUCCACAUCCCCUGGAGUUUGUUAGAUGUGUAAACUCGUGCCCCACCACAGAGCUGCUGGGAACCACUCUCACAAGAUACCCAGCUGCUUUGUAUGUACAGUAAAUUUUUAAAACCACUGGUCUAAUGGACAGUAUUUGUAUGACUUAUGGAAUAUGAUCUCAGGGAAAUUAAAUCUGCUCAAUUAAAGUUUGUGUUAAA